Molecule: messenger RNA, 146 nt
Organism: Acaulospora morrowiae
Lineage: Eukaryota; Fungi; Glomeromycota; Glomeromycetes; Diversisporales; Acaulosporaceae
Source: the annotation of a GenBank genome assembly
CGAAAUCGCUCGCUUCACAAUUAAUCUUGCUUGGUGGUCGAGAAGAAAGUAUUGACGAAAAAGUACAAACAUAUAACAAACGCGCAAAUGUUCAUUCGCAAAAGUCAAAAGGAAAAAAUAAUCAAGUUUUUGGUCAUCAUUCGUGA